This is a messenger RNA of Penaeus vannamei (Pacific white shrimp), 670 nucleotides long. It is a transcript of the gene Ak6, whose product is annotated as adenylate kinase isoenzyme 6. The record is from RefSeq and is a predicted model, not a curated record. Gene Ontology annotation, cellular component: nucleus; cytoplasm. Lineage: Eukaryota; Metazoa; Arthropoda; Malacostraca; Decapoda; Penaeidae. Gene Ontology annotation, molecular function: ATP hydrolysis activity; AMP kinase activity; ATP binding.
ACUAUGAAAACGCUUGUUUACAUAUCAAAGCGCGAGGGGAGGAAGCACGUGCGCUUCAGUUUGGCGUAUGUGUGUUUCACAUUGACGAUUCAUCUAGUUGAAGGGCACUCAGGAAGAUAGUUCAUCAUGAAGUCGGGGCCCAACAUUCUAAUCACAGGAACACCUGGUGUGGGCAAGUCAACAUUAGCACAGCAACUAGCUGAGAGGUCAGGGCUGGAAUGGAUAAAUGUUGGAGACCUUGCAAAGAACAACAACUUUUUUGAUGGUUAUGAUGAAGAAAGAGGUUGCCCCAUUCUAAAUGAAGAUAAGGUUCUAGACGAGAUGGAAGAUAUGAUGGAAGAGGGAGGAAAAAUUGUUGACUACCAUGGCAGUGAAUUUUUCCCAGAAAGAUUCUUUGACAUAGUCUUUGUCCUUAGAACUGACAAUACUCUGCUGUAUGACAGACUUGCUGCCAGAGGUUACCAAGGAAAGAAAUUGGAAGAAAAUGUUGAAUGUGAGAUAAUGGCAGUUCUUUUGGAUGAAGCAAAAGAUAGUUAUGCAGAACACGUGGUCCAUGAAUUGUUUUCUAACACUCCAGAAGACAUGGAAAGUAAUUUAGAAAAAAUUCUAUUGUGGAUUGAAGCUUGGAAGAAGGAAAACGGGGUUUGAAAUAAAAUAGGUUUGAUAGGUA